UUUUCAAGAUUAUGUUAGAAAAAUAUCUCAUGGAGAUACCUUUUCUAGUCCAAAAUUUUGGAUCCCACAAAAUUGUCAUGAUGAUGAUCAAUGGCAAUUACGAAUGACACCAUUUGAAAUCAAACAUAAUUACAAUUUCAAUAACCCACCUGCAACUUGGAGACUUGACCAAUUUAUUUCAUUGAACGAAAUUUUUCCUGAUAUAUUGAAAGGAAUGAGAUAUUAUACGAAAAAAACCGAGAAAGCUUUUGAAGAUGAUGAUUUGGCGGAUAUCGAAUUUAAUUUUGGUUGUGAUAAACCCGUUAAGGCACAUAGUGUGAUUUUAGCGAUGGAGAGAAAUUUGAUGUAUGAGGGAUGUAAUGGAUGUUGUCUUCUUAUUAACAUUCAUAAUGAAACUCGUAAAUUAGCUGAAAUGAUGGGAUUAACGAAGUUAAAGUGCUUGAUUGCAAAGGAAAUGCCUAGAUCUUUGAAUAAAGGCAAUUGGGACAAAUUUUAUGGAUGGGAUGGAAAACUAACGAUAAAUUUUUAA
This is a messenger RNA of Funneliformis caledonium, 529 nucleotides long. Lineage: Eukaryota; Fungi; Glomeromycota; Glomeromycetes; Glomerales; Glomeraceae. The record is from the annotation of a GenBank genome assembly.